This is a messenger RNA of Serinus canaria (Common canary), 497 nucleotides long. Its product is annotated as histone H4. Gene Ontology annotation, molecular function: protein heterodimerization activity; structural constituent of chromatin; DNA binding. The coding region runs from base 26 to 337 and encodes 103 amino acids. Gene Ontology annotation, cellular component: nucleosome. Lineage: Eukaryota; Metazoa; Chordata; Aves; Passeriformes; Fringillidae. The record is from RefSeq and is a predicted model, not a curated record. The transcript has a single exon. Gene Ontology annotation, biological process: nucleosome assembly.
CUCUCUAUAGUUCACCUGCGGCAGUAUGUCUGGCCGUGGUAAAGGCGGCAAGGGGCUCGGCAAGGGUGGCGCCAAGCGCCACCGCAAGGUGCUGCGCGACAACAUCCAGGGCAUCACCAAGCCGGCUAUCCGCCGCCUGGCUCGGCGCGGCGGUGUCAAGCGCAUCUCGGGGCUUAUCUAUGAAGAGACGCGCGGUGUGCUGAAGGUGUUCCUGGAGAACGUGAUCCGCGACGCCGUCACCUACACUGAGCACGCCAAGAGGAAGACUGUCACAGCCAUGGACGUGGUCUACGCCCUUAAGCGCCAGGGUCGCACUCUCUACGGCUUUGGCGGUUAAACUUAAACGUUGUUCUAACUCACACUGUUUUAAACACCAAGGCUCUUUUCAGAGCCACCCACAAAUCUCACGAUUAGAGCUGUUAUUACUAAUCCUGUAUCUGUAUAUGCAAAGUUAUUAAAAUGCUAAAAAAGCUAACGGGUAGGAAUGUAUUAGGUGA